Molecule: messenger RNA, 4780 nt
Organism: Ostrinia furnacalis (Asian corn borer)
Lineage: Eukaryota; Metazoa; Arthropoda; Insecta; Lepidoptera; Crambidae
Product: autophagy-related protein 16-1-like
Exons: 6
Coding region: 50-646 (198 amino acids)
Biological process (GO): autophagosome assembly
Cellular component (GO): autophagosome membrane; phagophore assembly site membrane; Atg12-Atg5-Atg16 complex
Molecular function (GO): protein-membrane adaptor activity; protein binding
Source: RefSeq, a predicted model, not a curated record
AAUUGUAUUGUUGUUUCAGCACACAUUAACGGGCCACAGUGGGAAAGUGAUGGCCGCCAAGUUCCUCGGAGAGCACACUAAAGUCAUCACCGGCAGUCACGACCGGACCCUAAAAGUGUGGGACCUGCGGAGUAAAACGUGUACAGAAACAAAAUUCGCUGGAUCGUCUUGCAACGACCUGGUGACGUCAGACGGCGCGGGGUCUACCAUCAUAUCAGGGCACUUCGACAAGACGAUACGAUUCUGGGACAUUCGGACAGAGAACUCUGCCAACCACAUCCUGCUCCAAGGCAGAGUGACGUCACUGGAUCUCAGUAGAGACAGUAACUAUUUGCUGGCAUGCGGGCGGGACGACACAAUACAACUAAUAGACCUGCGGAUGAACACGAUAGUACGCUCUUUCAGUCACGAGUCAUUCAAAGUGGGGUGCGACUGGUCGAGGGCGGCGUUCGGGCCGGCUGGGCGGCUACUCGCCGUGGGCGGGGCAGAUGGCUCGGUUUACGUUUGGAACACGCACACUGGCCGGUUAGAAGCAAUACUCAAGGAACACUCGACACCCGUGACGGCGGUGUCAUGGCAUCCACAGUCGGGUCUGCUGGCGUCUGUUGACAGGAGCAACCGUGCAGUCAUAUGGGGGGACUUGUGACAGGCAUGGGACUCCCUGCCGCCUCCCGCUGAACCUAAGGUUUCAAGAUGCGAGGAGGCGCUCGAAGACGGGGACUCCGGGGAGGUGAUUCACUUCCUCAGAGGCAUCACCACCGAUAUAUUCCAUCGGUUCACUGACUAACCUCAAGUCUCUAAAGUCUUCUCUUUAUUCCCUAAUAACUUUAGCUAGUUUUAUUUCAAUUGAGUAAAAGUCAUCACAAUGUCCUUUACUUUUUCACAACUAUUUGUAAGACUUCUUUGAACAUUUUUUACGUCUUGUUGACAUACAUAUAAAUACUGUGCUACUCGUACCGUGUAGAGUGUCAAACAUUUUAAAUAAUAGUCAUUAAAAGACGCCUUGGGUUCCGUUACGCAAAAUAACUUUUUGUAAAUGUAUUCUUAGCUAAAGUACCUGCCCAUCCUUGUUAAAUCGCCGCGGAUUUAUUGUUUGAUGUUGAGUAGUUUGUUACAAAGAAAAUAAAUGUGAAGUGCUAAAUUAUUUACUUUUAACGUCAAAUUGACGUGCUCAAAUAUUUUAGAGUGGGUGGGCAAUGAAAAGUUAUUUUGCGCCUACAUCUUCGGUUUAGAUGUGACACUUCAUAACUAAAAAAAUAGGUAAAACGAGAUUUCGAUGCAGAAAGUUUCAAAUCAUAUUUUCGGUGUUUACUUACUCGUCCUUAUCUGCAUUAUAAUUUUAUUUUGAUUGAAAAAAAUCAGAGUACUUCUUAAGCUACAAUUCUCUUACCUUUUAAACUGUGUCAAAGUUUCUGUCUUUCCUGAAAAAUAUAGUUUGCAAGGUGUCACAUAAAGACCGAAGAUAUAUUUGAAUAAAUCUUUUAUUGAUUGUAGUUAGGAAUUUUGUAUUUUUGCAAGGGUGCUUUUACGUCACAAAGUGUAUUUAAUUUUAUAAUGGCGCUCUAUCACACAGCGUUUCGACACUCAAUUAAUCAUUUUGGCAUUAAUAUGUAUUGGAAACUUAAUACUGACACUACGCUGGUUUAGGCGAGUGUUGAACUGUUGAUGUAUAAGCCAAACGGGACGGCCUUUUGUCUUCUGACUUAUGUACAUAUUAUUAUAGUUUGAUUUCAUUCCUGAUCUUAGCUUCGGAUGUAUCUGCGGUCAUUGUUCUGAGCAUUGUGAGUUAUUAGUUACUAGUAUUGUAUACAGUAUGGUCAUUUGUAUAGUCGGAAAUGUUAUAGGCAGCUAUAAUGUCUUCAAUAAGAUUUCUCAUGAGAUGGGACUGCGUGUUGACUCUAUCUGUAAUGAGUUUUCUUUUAUAAGUUGUACCUACGUCAUAGAAUAGUUGUCAAUGGUUACGUGCUAAUGCACGAGCUUUACAUUAUUUUUAGAUGAUAUAGCAAUACCACCACGAACCUUAUUUUUUCAAUGUUAAUGUGAAAGUUAACAUUUGACAUAAAGAAUUUUACAUAGUAAGAAUAAAACUUAGAUAUCUAAAAUACAAUUUACAAGCGAAAUACCGCCCCAAUGUGAAAUGCUUGCGCACAAUCGUUGCUACUCGUAUCGUAUAUUGAAGUCAUAGUUUAACAGUUCUAUUUUUGUAAAGAAUGUCAUUUGCUUGUCGCUCUACGUUACAAAUAAAUACGGAAAUGAGAAUUUGCGAGUGAUUUACUGCUGGGCAUGUUUGUAUUAUCGAGUUGACAUCAUAUUUGUUUUACUUAACAGAUCUCGGGCCACCUGCGCUUCCCGAAGUCUCUCAUUAGCAAACAAUGAUCGGGCGUCGCCGGCGCAGCGAUAGUUGUAGGGCCAGGCUGCGCCGCUCGAUGCGCGUAAAUAUGGCGGAUUCGAACCAAAAAGGAAACUGGGUCCGAAACUAAAAUAGCCGCUGCCGUAUCAGGCGAGUUCACUCUUAAUAUUCGGCGAUAAUGUAUUCUGAAUACUUGCGAGUAUGAUGACAUAAUUUUUCGAGUUUUCCUAUCGAUCACUAUGAAUGGUCUUAAAGAAAUGAAUUGAAAAUUCUUGGACUUUUAAAAUACGAAACUAAGUUGCCAAAAGACAUGUUUUUGAACUAUUUUUGGUGCUAAGAAGAAUGUAUCGUUUAGGGAUUAGGUACGUAGUGUAGUUCGGACAGAGCUGGCUCCGGAGCUAUAUCGCGAUCAAUAAACUGCUGGGACCGAUAAGAGCGGGUGGCGCGCGCCGCGGGCGACACAUCUAUAAUCUGUGACGUGUGUUUUGACAGCAGCGCUGCGCCACUUUUUCAACGUCAUUUUUUACCAAGCCCCGCACCCGACAGUUCGACGACCCCGCACUAAAGUUUUAUUUUCACAUGUAAUUACGCGUAUAGCCGACCGCUUAAUUACCGAAAACGGCCGCGACGCCGGCACCUGGAAUUCGAUUGAAAAAACGUCAAAUCUGGCGCCGCUCUUAAAUUAUGCUUCGUUAGCCUUCACCUUCCUUAUACGGCUGCGUUUAAGACUAGUUUAAGACCGUGAACCGGCGUUGCUUGGGCGCCUCGUCUCUCUACAUAUUUUUGCUUCUUGCCAAAAAAACUUGUCAUACUCUUCGAGGAUAUUAUUAAGUACUUGUGAUUACCAAUGUCUCUACGUUAAAUUGAUUGAUAUCUUCGUAACGGUGGCGCAAAUGUAUCGAUAGCCAUUAAAACUAGUCACUUUUAAUUCUGUUAGUGUUACAUUCGCCUUAUUUUUCACACUUUUCGCUUGGAUUGAAUAUUUUAUUCGCAUUUAGCGGUGUUGGGUGCUAUGUGCUAAUGCUUGUUGGGGAAUUAAAAAUGUAAAUGAAGUUUAACUGUGAAGAAAGAAUAUUGCUUUUAAAGCCAUGGAAUUGGAGCCGUUUAUGUUUAGCACCGUUGCUUGGAUGUUGUUUGGGAUUUACGAUUGGACGUCCUUGUUAAAGGUGGUUCAGUUAGUGUUAAAUUUAUAGGUUUUAGAAUACAAUUUGUCCGUUUAUGGUAAUUAGUUGGCGCUUUGUAGUUCAAACGCACCCAAUAUUGUUAUAAUUUAUGUUGUGCGAGACCGCAGUCCAGACUAUGAUUGCCGUUUGUGUGGGGCACUCUGGUAGUUUUUCGCGGCUCGUAAAUAAAUCACUUUCAUUUAGAGUGAUUUAUUAAACUCGUUCAUUAACUAUUAAUGCUAGUUAUUGUUUUCAAACUUUUCACACGUUUAUAAGAAUUGUGCCAAUUAUCUUAUUAGGUAAGUUUUUGAUUUUUGAACAAAAUAAAAAUUCAAAAGUGUGUAAGGUUUGGACUAUACCGCAUUAGUAACGAACAAAGUUAAUAAAAUUGCAAAAGCUCUCAGUGGAGUGUUUCCCGAAAUUUUCCGAAUCAACUCCUUUAACUGCUUUCUAAUAUACUAUCUAUCUACACCUACAUCACAAACUUAUAUCUGUUAUACUAAAAAGCUAAAACUUUCAGUGUGCCCUAUGCGUUAUACGUAGAGUCGUAUUAUUUAUAGAACUAUGUAUAAUACCAACCGAUAUGUUUUUUAAAAUUCUAUACCUACUUAUAUUAAUUUUGGUAAAAUGUUGACAAAUUAGACAGACAACAAAGCUUAUUGUAUAAAAACAUGUGCCUUUAGUUAGUUAUAAGAGUGUAAAAGUACUUAUGCAUAAUUGUCCUAAUUAUGAAGGAACAUAAUAAACACGUUCCGUGUUUUUUGAUUCCAACAUUCGUAGGUGUCGAUUGUUUUAUACUCUUACUAUUUGUUCUCGAAAGUCAUUUUUGAUGAAUAAUUUUAAGUAAUAGUUAAUGUUGUAAGUACAUAGCUUUACAAAGACUGUUGUCGUUAUAUUUUUAACAACCUUACACGUCGAAGCGGACCGCUAGGUUCAUGUUUAAUAAUGAGUUUUUUCUCAGUUAAAUGCGAAAAUUCCAACUCAUAAAGUUUAUGACGAAUUAUCGUAUGUAAAUAUAUGUGGAAGCAUAAUAUUUGUGAACGCUUCGUCUAGACAUUCGGCUAGAAAAUUGCUAUGUUGUACUGACUUUCAGAUGCCUAUACUUUAAAUAUUUUUAUAUGAAAUGUAUUAUAUUGUAUAGAGCACGUUCGCGUACGGUGAACCAAUCGGUCAGCAUUGCGUAAAUUAAGAUUGUAACUAUGUUCAUCACUUUUAUUCUACGACUGUAUAUUCAAUAUGGAAAUAAAAUAUGUGUUAUUAUUGCUAA